UCACUCUUCAUAUUAGGGUUUUUACUUUGUGUUGUUGAAGCUCCGAAAUGGCUCUCAAGGCUGAUCUUUGCAGUGUUAUGCAUGCUGAGAUGAUCCCUGGGAAGGGUUUAGGGUUUAAUUAUUCUAGCUCACGGAUGUUCAGUAAUCUGAACUUCAGAAAUGAUGCUUGGACAUCCUUGCCAUAUUUAUCCUUGAGAAAUCAGAAACAGUAUCCCAAGUAUAACACGUCUGCUCAACAAGUUGCAGAACGGAAUGCUGUACUAGUGAAGCCUUUAAAAGUUGAGGACCGUUCCUUAAAAGUUGAGGAGGCUAAAGAGCCAGCUUUGACGGUCCCCAGACAAGGCCAGCCUUGCACAACAAGAGUUGUCUCAGUUGACACUCUUUUUGGCCCAAGAGGUGCCAUCGGGGAGAUUUGUCAUAUUGUACUAGAUCACGGAGGCAAUUUUAAUUUCGAGGAAGGGCAUUAUCUUGGAGUAAUUUUACCACCGAAUGACAAUGAUGGUUCAGGCCAAACCCGAACUCGAGUUAAAUUCGACGAUUUCUCGGUUGCAUCAUGCAGAGAUGGAGAUGCUUUUGGUGGCAAGAGACUCAGUUUAUGUGUUCGUCGUGCAGAACUAUCACCAGACAGUGUCAGUAACUUUCUCUGUGACAGACAAGAAGGAGAUGAAGUUGAAAUUAUAGGUCCUUUUGGAUAUAAAAUGAUAUGGCCAAAUGAUCUAGAAGCCAAACAUAUCAUGAUUGCAACAUCAACUGGUAUCGCUCCUUUCCGUAGCAAUCUCCAACAUGUGUUUGUAAAUCCGUACUCACAAGUCGCAUUCAAUGGACUGACUUGGUUGAUUGCUGGGGCUGACAACGGAAAUAGCCUCCUUUACAAUGGGGAGUUCACCCAAAUCCUGGGGACCCACCCCAUCCACUUCAGGUAUCAGAAGGCCUUGGCUGACCAUAACACCACUGUAGCUGACGUCAUCUACCAAAAUGGUGAUCAAAUCUUCUCACUUUUGAAUGGAGGUGCAUAUAUAUACUUUGCUGGAUUACAGACGAUGAUGCCUGGAAUUCUGAAGACGUUUGAGAGAAUUGCUCAGGAAAGAGGUGAGAAUUGGGCAGACACGCUAGCCGAGCUGGUAAGAAAUGAUCAAUGGCGUGUUGAAGUUUACUAGAUAACUUCAAUGCAAUGGUUUUAUGCUUAAAUUGGUGGCCAUGACUUUGAACAAUGUCUUUUCAUUUAUUAUUAGUAAAUAAUUAAGUGCCACCUGGAUGAUUUGUAAGUCGAUCUUGUCAAAAUAUUAAUAAUGUAUUUUGUGUGGGAUGUUGUUUAA
Messenger RNA from Dioscorea cayenensis subsp. rotundata (Guinea yam), 1316 nucleotides. RefSeq names its product ferredoxin--NADP reductase, embryo isozyme, chloroplastic-like. NCBI's taxonomy places the organism in Eukaryota, Viridiplantae, Streptophyta, Magnoliopsida, Dioscoreales, Dioscoreaceae. Gene Ontology annotation, molecular function: oxidoreductase activity. The record is from RefSeq and is a predicted model, not a curated record. Bases 48 to 1157 code for a protein of 369 amino acids. The transcript is spliced from 6 exons.